Molecule: messenger RNA, 4461 nt
Organism: Leguminivora glycinivorella
Lineage: Eukaryota; Metazoa; Arthropoda; Insecta; Lepidoptera; Tortricidae
Exons: 6
Coding region: 1-1674 (557 amino acids)
Source: RefSeq, a predicted model, not a curated record
AUGUCUGAUGACAUUGAUGAAGACGUCCCACAGUUAUUGCAGCAGUGGGGUUUACCUCAAUAUAUUCAUACUUUUAAAGUAAAUGAUAUAACGAUAUCGACACUGUCGAUGAUAGACAGAAGUCUAGCUAAAGAACUAAUCCCUUCAAUUGGAGAUCGCGCCAAAUUUCUGAAAAACUUGGACAAUUGGAACAAAUUAACUAACCCAGAAGAAUCCCUAGAAAUCAGCAGCUGCAGUUCUGAUCCCCCUGUUUUUGUAGAUAUGCUUAAUCCCAAACACAAACAAAUAAAGAGUGUGAGUGAAUUUCUAACCCCUCUAGACAAGAAUAAUACCUCUACCCAACUAAAUGAUUCCAAUGUCAUUAUACUGCCUAUCACUGGUGAGGAUGAGGAGGCUGGCACUAGUGCGGAUCUGGAUAUGACAAUUUGUAAUGAAGAUGUAGACGUAUGUUCGCCAUUGAAAAGUCUACUUUUAAAAUCAAAUGAAGGACGAGGCCUGCUAAAUUUGUAUUCAGAACAAGGCAAACUAUCAAAUAACGGGCGAAGAAAAGUUUGCAAUAUAAUAAUAAAAGAUCUAAUGCAAUCAGAUCCAAAUAAAAGAAUAGACAGUUCACUACUUCUUACAAAAGCACAAGAAAUAAAGGAAGUAUUCAAAAAGGAAAAUAUAAGCACUUACUUUAUUCCAUAUAUUAAUGACACUAAACUUAAAAUAAAGAGAUGUGCAAAGGGCAAAUUAUAUGACUGUCUUCAAAAUAGGCGCCGCGAAUUAAGGGAGGCUAAAGUUAUUAAAAAGAAAAAUUGCAGCAACAUCGACAAUAACAGCAAUGAGCCACUAGAAGUCGUCGAACAAGAUGGUGGUGCAGAUGAAGAUAUCCUGUGGCUCCAAAACUGUACAGAACCCUGGCAUACAGUGAUAGAGAAGUGGCAUAAAACAUCUAAAAACAGAUUGAAGGAAAUAGAAACUUCAGAAAUGACCAUCGGAGCAUACAUUAAUAAAUACCCAGUGUUAAAAACGCCGCGCGGGCAUGAGCUUCUUAUUGAAGAUUUCGAAUUUUUAUACCCAUUGUCAGGAAAUAAAUUGUUUGAAAUAUUCCCAACAAUUAAAAAAAAUAUAUUCAAAUUGGCUCUAUCUAAAAGCCAAGUUACUGAAGUAAAAGAAAUACUGGAACAACUUCAGCUUCUAAACAAAGAUGAUGAAAAUUACGAGGAAAUUGAAUCAAUAUUAGCAUUCAUGCUUUUGCCGCUGCUACUGGGAAACCCAUCACACAGGACGAAAAAACAAGUGUGGCGGCCAUCCAAAGCUGAAGUGAAGGAUGGCUUCGUUACACACGUGCUGAGACCAAUGGACGUGCAGGACGCAAUAGCCCACCGGCGUGAGAAAUAUUUAAAGUACAAGUUAACGCUCCAACCCGUAAUUGUGAUUGUUGGUUCUUCUUAUAUGGACAUACAAAAAUACUAUGUCGUAGUUAACGAUUUAUUUUACGAAACGAAUUCAAUUUUAAAAGCAGUGGAUACAUGUUUUAAAAUUUUCCACUCUCUUCACUGUCAAUAUCCGACAGAGAGUGUGUGCGUGUGGAACUUCUUACAACUAGGACUAUACCAGUUAAAAACAAAGUGGGACAAAACCUAUAGCACUGUUAAUGCUUUCAUUACUGAUCUGGACAUUGAUCUUUAACAAUUUAAACAAAUACUUAUUUAAUAAAAAAAACCUGUUAUAAUGCCUAAAUGUUUUGUAUGUUCUGUAGAUUUGUCAACUUACAAACAAUUGUGUACUCACAUAACGUUAUAUCACCAGAAACGGGGCUUACCUUUAAAUAAUUACAUUUGUUUGGAAGAUGAUUGUAAUAGGAAAUUUUUUCUCUUUAAUUCGUUUAAAAAACAUUUAAAGAGUCAUCAAAAUGAAUCAAAUUCCUUAGGUACUCAUGCCAAUGACAUAUCAACAAAUAAUUUAUUGAGUAUAGUCCCUCCAGUGACAAAUUCAACUACUUCUGAUUUACAUUCUAUGGAAACUAAUAAGUCUGUAGCUAACAGCCCCUGUAGUUUAAAUAUUAAACCUAUGAAAAACAUUGAAUCAGUUACCAACCCUAUAGCCAAGUUUGCUUCAUUGUUAUAUGCCAAUUCAGUUAUACCGCUUAAUGUGGUUCAAGAAAUAAUGGACAACUUAAGUAACAAUAUUAUUAAGCCUUUACUUGAUCCUUCUUCAACGCAUGAUACCGUAAAAGAGGACUGUUACCGAACUACAUAUAACAGAAUUGCAUCUUUAAAUGAGUCAAUGAAAGAUUUUGUAUCAGAACAUAAGAGGCUGUCUUACUUUAAACGUCAUGGUACAUAUAUAGAGCCUCAGGAAUAUACUGUUGGACAACGACUAGAGACAAAAUAUGACAGUAAUAAUCAUUGCAAUGUUACCACAGUGAAAGCAACAGCAAUGCAUAUUCCUAUAAACUUAAUACUUAAAAAUUUUUUUGAAAUGGAUGGUGUAUUGGAGGAAACGAUGCAAUUUUUUACAAAAAUUCUAAACAGUAAUAGUAAUUUAGUCCAAAAUAUAAUAAAAGGGUCUGAAUGGCAAAAAAAGCUUGCUUUGCAUAAAGAUAAAAUUGUAUUUCCUUUGUGUCUUUUCUUUGAUGAUUACGAAGUUGGUAACGCUUUAGGCAGUCAUUCAGGCAUACACAAACUUGGGGCUGUUUAUAUUAGUGUUAUGUGUAUUCCUCCCCAUAAAAUAUCACAUCUAGGUAAUAUAUUUUUAUCACUAUUGUUCCAUUCUUCCGAUCGACAAAAAUUUGGCAAUAAUGUUAUGUUUGCCCCAGUUAUUUCAGAUUUAAAUAAUUUACUAGAAAAUGGAAUCGAGGUUAAUAAUUCUGGAAGGAAAACUAAACUUUAUUUUGAAUUAGCUGUUAUUAUAGGAGAUAACUUGGGUAUACAUACAAUCACAGGGUUUACGGAAUCGUUUUCAUCCAACUAUCCAUGCCGUGUAUGUAAGAUUACUAAAGAAACUAUGAGAAAGGCUUAUGAAUGUGAUGAAUCUUUGCUACGUACAAUGCCCCAAUAUAUGGUAGAUGUAGAAUUGCAAAAUGUUUCUGCUACAGGCAUUAAAGAUAAAUGUGUUUGGCAUGAGGUAAAAGGGUUUUCAGUUAUAGAUCAUGUUGGAGUUGACAUAAUGCAUGAUCUCUUAGAAGGAGUCUGUAAAUACGAUAUGAGUUUCAUUAUUUUGAGUUACAUUACCGACCUUAAAUAUUUUUCGUUACAAAUUUUAAAUAAUAGAAUAAUUUCUUUUAAUUACGGACCUGAUAGAAGGAAUACACCCCCAAUCAUUACAUUAGAUCAUUUGCAACGCAAUACUCUAAAAAUGUCAGCAGCAGAAACACUUUGUUUUGUAAGAUACUUUGGACUGCUAGUCGGUGACCUGAUACCCGGCCAUGAUGCAAUUUGGAAUAUUUACAUUUGUUUGAGAAAGAUAAUGGACAUUGUCAUGUCAACUGUCAUUACUAAAUCAGAUUCAGAUUUAUUAAAAAGUCUUAUUUCCGAACAUAACUUCUUAUAUUUGGCAUAUAGUAAAAAAUCCUUAACUCCUAAAUUCCAUUAUCUUACUCAUUAUCCACAGAUGUUAAUUAAAUUCGGCCCCUUAGUAAAUAUCUGGUCGAUGAGGUAUGAAGCUAAACAUCGCAUAUCUAAGUUAUAUGCAAACGUGACCAAUAAUAGAAUUAAUAUUUGUAAAUCACUUGCUAUUAAACAUCAACUUCAGUUAAAUAAUAAGUUUAUCAGUAACACCUUCAUGAAAGAGUCUGACUGUGGAAGAAAAAAAAGCGUAAGCGAUCUGAGAAUUACUGAAAAUAUUGUAUGUCAGUUGCAGUUAGAGUUGACAAAUUUAUAUAAAUGUAAUUGGGUCCAAGUUAACGGAAUUAAGUACACUGCUAAUAUGACGUUAACGUUAGAUUUUUAUGAAGACAAAUUACUACCAAAGUUUGGCUUGAUCGAAAAUAUUUUUAUAGCCGAUGAUUAUUUAGUUAUUUUUGAGUGUUCUUUGUUUGAUACGUUAUGUUUUAAUGAACAUUUAUAUUGUUUUGAUGUAGAAUUAUUAAGUGAUAGAAAUACUUAUUUUUUUUCCUUAGGAAACAUUGCUAGUUACGUGCCAAAUAAUUUGACACUUAGUGUUAAUGGUAAACAUUAUCAUGUUACGCCACGAUCUUCAAUUUAGAUAUUUAAUAUAUUUAUUGAUCUAAAUUUAAGACAAAUUUUAACUGUAUUAAGAAAAAAAAUAUACUUAUAAUUUAUAACGCUUAUAACUAAUUCAUUUAAGUGAAAAAAGUACAAAUUAUGUUACUCUGACUGAUGUUUGAUGAAAACGCUCAUUAGAAUACUUCUAAGAUGUGUAGAAAUGAUAAGUGGGUGAAUCAACUUUUCUUGCCUGUUAUUGCCAUGGUUACGGUCCCCCGAGUCAUGCUGGUUUUAUGCAAAAUUAUGCUAC